This is a messenger RNA of Exophiala oligosperma, 588 nucleotides long. RefSeq lists its product as uncharacterized. The coding region runs from base 1 to 588 and encodes 195 amino acids. Lineage: Eukaryota; Fungi; Ascomycota; Eurotiomycetes; Chaetothyriales; Herpotrichiellaceae. The transcript has a single exon. The record is from RefSeq and is a predicted model, not a curated record.
AUGAUUGCGUCUACCAAUGGCUUCACAUCGACAUCAAUUUCCGGGUAUCCUAUUACACAUCGACUGAUAACAACACAUGACAAUGCCGGCAAAGCCGUUCUUCAUUCGUCCCAGAUCGGACAAUGGCAGUCGAUGCGCAAUGGUGCUGUGUCCAUGAACCUCAUAUACACAACAUCCGAAUUUCCUGCCCAGAUCAACGGCGAAGCUGACAUCAAAGCCCACGAGAAGAAAGUCGACGCUGGAGGUGUGGGCUUGGUGUCUGGAGGUGGGAGCGUUUGCAGGAUGGUAGAUUUUGCACCGAACAACGACCCGAUGAUGCACCGAACACAGAGCUUGGACUAUGGUGUCGUUCUGGAAGGAGAGGUGGAAAUGUUGCUGGACUCAGGUGAGGUCCACCUUAUGAGGAAGGGCGAUGUCGCUGUUCAGAGGGGGACAAUGCACGCCUGGCGCAACCCAAGUCAGUCCGAAUGGGCUAGAAUGAUGUUCGUUUUAUUAGAUUGCAAACCCAUUGAGAUCAACGGUGGUUCAUUGAAAGAAGCCCUUGCUCCGGGGCAACAUGAGAUACCACCAAGCGGGAAUGACGGGUGA